This is a messenger RNA of Cryptococcus deneoformans JEC21, 449 nucleotides long. RefSeq lists its product as hypothetical. Gene Ontology annotation, cellular component: mitochondrion. Gene Ontology annotation, biological process: negative regulation of ATP-dependent activity. Bases 60 to 323 code for a protein of 87 amino acids. Gene Ontology annotation, molecular function: ATPase inhibitor activity. Lineage: Eukaryota; Fungi; Basidiomycota; Tremellomycetes; Tremellales; Cryptococcaceae. The record is from RefSeq and is a predicted model, not a curated record. The transcript has 4 exons.
AGCCACGCAAUCUGCCUUCCUUGCAAACAGCUUUACAGUCACCACUCUACAACCACAAAAUGAUCGCUCUCCGUGCUGCCACCUCUGCCCGCGUCGCCGUUUCCAGGGCUCCAGCUUCCAUGUUUGUCCGAUACUAUGCUCCCGACAUCAGGUCCGAGGGUGCUACCGCCUCUUCCACCUCUUUCCACGAGCGAGAGCAGGCCAAGGAGGCUCAGUACGUCAGGCAGCGAGAGGCUGAGAAGCUCAAGGCUGCCAAGGCCAAGCUCGCCGAGGCUCAGGCCGAGGUCGAGAAGCAGCAGAAGGUUGUCGACUCCCACGAAUAAGUGCUUGAGAGUGUAGUGUAGUCAAGGAGAAAUGCAUAAAGAAAUGGGAUAGUUUUUCGGUAGUCGAAACCAGCAGGCAAACGAAAUGAAUUUAUCGUGGAUGGCAUUUGCACAUGCACUCUUGAG